Molecule: messenger RNA, 1413 nt
Organism: Nestor notabilis (Kea)
Lineage: Eukaryota; Metazoa; Chordata; Aves; Psittaciformes; Psittacidae
Gene: GTPBP6
Product: GTP binding protein 6 (putative)
Exons: 9
Cellular component (GO): cytoplasm
Molecular function (GO): ribosome binding; GTP binding
Source: RefSeq, a predicted model, not a curated record
CUGAAUUGCAGAUUGCUGAAGCCGUUGCUCUUGUAGAUACCCUUCAGAACUGGACGGUUUUAGAUAAAAUAAUUAUUCCUACAAAAAAUCCUGACAAGAAAUUCGUUUUUGGCAAAGGAAACUUCCAGGUUUUAACAGAAAAGAUUAAAAAAUUGCCCCAAGUGACAGCUGUCUUCUUGAAUGUGGAAAGAAUAUCUUCACUAACAAAGAAAGAACUAGAAGAUGCCUGGGGUGUGAAAGUCUUUGACAGAUACACGGUUGUACUUCACAUUUUUCGUUGUAAUGCCCUGACCAAAGAAGCAAAACUUCAGAUAGCACUGGCUGAAAUUCCACUUCUCAGGUCAAAUCUGAAAAAUGAGGUGUCUCAGCUAGAUCAGCAGAGAGGUGGAUCAAGAUAUGUCAUGGGCUCAGGUGAAACAUUUAUGGAGACACAAAAUCGUAUCUUGAAAGAAAAAGAACUUAAAAUUAGGAAUGCCCUGGAGAAACUAAGGAGGAAAAGGUCUUUACUUAGAACUCAACGCAAAAAACGCGAGUUUCCAAUUAUCUCAGUAAUGGGCUAUACUAAUUGUGGAAAAACUACUUUGAUCAAAGCUUUGACUGGGGAAGCAGGAAUUCAACCCAGAGAUCAGCUGUUUGCCACUCUUGAUAUUACAGCCCAUGCUGGCUAUCUACCCUCACAUAUGGCAGUUAUUUAUGUUGACACCAUUGGAUUUCUGACUGAUCUUCCACACAAUCUGGUUGAGUCCUUUUCAGCUACCUUAGAAGAAGUGGUUUACUCAGAUCUUAUAGUUCAUGUGAGGGAUAUUACCCAUCCAGAAACCAUCCUCCAGAAAGCAACCGUUCUGUCAGUUCUGAAGAAUCUUAAUCUUCCCAGCCAUUUAUUGGACUCAAUGGUAGAAGUUCAUAACAAAGUGGAUUUGAUAGAAAGGUAUAAACCCACUGAAGAAAAUGCAUUAGCCAUUUCUGCUCUACAUGGACAUGGUUUAGAAGAGCUGAAAGAAGAAAUAGAGAAAAAAAUUUUGACAGCAACAGGGAAGAAGAUUCUGACAGUUGACAUCAAUUUAGAGGGACCCCAGCUAAGUUGGCUCUAUAAGGAAGCAACAGUUCAGGAAGUAGAAGUGAUGCCUGAAGAUGGCACAGCCAAGGUGAAGGUGAUAAUCGGCAAUUCUGCUUUUGGCAAAUACAAAAACCUCUUUCCCAACAGUAAGAUCUAUAUGCCAUGAAACUGCAUCCCAUUUUCUAGGAAAAGAAACUGAUCUCAUUAAGAAGAUGUGAAAUUACGUCAAUUACCUGUUAGUCUGGGUGUUGAAGAGUGUAUUCCUUCUCCAGUUGAUAUUUUUGAUGCAUUUUAGAAAUGGACACUGUUUCAGAAAACUUCUGUUUGGAAACAGUGAGAACUUUGAGCUUCAUUCU